AUGACCCUCUCGUAUCUGGUAUCGACAGCCGGGCAUGCUCAGCAUCAGAACGAUACCCACCCGCACGAUGUCCAGUCGAUCCUCCAACUCAUUGUCGACGGCGCAAAGGAGUUUAAGGAUGAGAAGGUCGUAGGUUUCACAAGGGAGGAUAAGGGCUCUUGGGUGUGUGAUCGCUACUCAUACGUCGAGCUACUGUCUCUUGCGACGGCAAUGGAGGAUAUGCUGCGUCGGAGCGGUAUCCCUCGAGCUCAGGAGGGAGUGGUCUCCCUGCUCUGUCCAACGGGGCUGGAUUUUCUGGUCUCUUGGAUAGCGCUUAUGCGUAUGGGCUAUGGUGUCGUCUUCACAGCACCCCAGUGCUCCCCCUCUGCCGUGGCUCACCUCGCCAACUCCUCAUCUUCGGCGUACAUCAUCUAUCACCUGAAGUACCAAGAGCUCGCUGCAGCCGCUCGUCCCCUUUCCAGCCAAAUCCCGCUCGUCGAGCUUCCGCCAUUACCCACCGUCUCGCCUUCGCAUCCCUUACCGCCCGCACCAGAGGUAUCACUUCCACACGCCGGUUCCGUCUCGCACAUCUUCCACACGUCAGGGACGAGCGGUACUCCCAAGCCCAUCCCCCAUACCCACUACGGCAGUGUCGCGCCCCUCCCACGCCGAGCUCUCCCUUCCUAUCUCCACGACUACGCUUCAGGAUCGGACAUGGCCCCUUCUGGUUCGGCAGCAUUCACCACAACUCCGCUCUUCCACGGUGGCGUCUCGGACUUGCUGCGAGCAUGGAUGGCGCGAAGUAUGAUCUAUUUCUACCCCACAAGCGAUACGGCCAUCACCGUGUCGAACGUCGUCAAGGCGGUCGAGGGCUGUAAUGGGCCCCCACCGCCUCUGUCGGCCAAGCGAGGGAUGGGGAAGAUAUCGGAGGAUCAGCUGGAGGAGCGGGACUGGCGCUUCAAGGCGACUGCGUUCUUGUCGGUUCCAUAUAUCCUCACCAUACUGGCGGAGGACGAGGAUGGGCCGGGAAUGGAGAUGCUCAGGAAGAUGGAGCUGGUCAGUACGGGUGGAGCGCCCCUGGACUCGGCGGUAGGUGACAGGAUGGUCCAGCGUGGAGUGAGGCUGGUCAGCAGAUUGGGAAGCAGCGAGUGUGGAUUCUUGCUCAGCUCGCAUCGCGAUUAUCAUACCGAAAUGGACUGGGAGUGGCUGAGGAACGACUCGCGUUACGCGGAUGCGCUUGUCUUUGAGCCUACAAAGAGCAAUCGGGAGGACGGGAGUUACGCUACUGGAGAUCUGUACGAGCGACAUGAGCGCAAGCCUGGGGUAUGGCGAUACGCGGGCAGAGGUGAUGACGUCUUGGUCAUGAGCAAUGGCGAGAAGGCAUCUCCUGGGCCUAUUGAGCUGGCUUUCCGCUCUUCACCACUCAUCGCCGAUGUUCUCGUUGUCGGCGCCCAGCGGUCCCAGCUCGGCCUCCUUCUCUUCCCUCGACAGACUGCUUACCCUAUCUCUCCGACUCUUCUGCGAGACCUCGCCCCGCAGUUCAAGCGCGCCAAUGACGCUUCGCCGACGUAUGCGCAAGUCUCGACCGAGAUGUGCGCGAUCAUCGACAUUUCGAGCGGGAAGGAAUUGCCCAAGAGCAGUAAAGGGACGAUACAGCGGGGAGUGGCGAAUGAGGUGUUCAAGGAGGAGAUUCAGGCGCUGUAUGGCGGUGGGGAGGAGCAGGGUGGGCCGGAUCUGCCAAAGAGGUCGGUCGGGGAGAUUGCGGAGGAGGUGGAGCGGAUCAUAGUGGGUGUGGUACAGUCGAAGCUCAAGGUCGAGGGGCUGCGGAUGGGAACGGAUCUGUUCAGCUGGGGCGUGGACUCGCUCAUGGCCACGAGAAUACGAAAUGCCAUGCUCAAGAGCUUGAACAUCGGUACUGGCAAGUUGUCGACCAAUGUUGUGUUUGAGAGACCGACAAUCACCUUACUCGCGCAGCAUGUCCAUGAUCUGCAGGAAGGCCGAACGACAUCGUCAGACCCAGCGUCGGACGCUUCGCAACUCAUGCGCGACUUGGCGGACAAGUACGGCUCGUUCAGCAAGUCAGCAGUCCGACCUGUUGAGCGAGAGAAGCGGAACGAAGGACGGACCAUUCUUCUGACAGGCGCUACUGGCUCACUAGGCUCCUACCUCCUGCAAGAGCUCCUCGCCAGUAAUCCAGACGACAGGGUCAUGUGCCUCGUGCGAGCAGGAAACAACGAGACUGCCGAACGACGAGUACGAGCCGCGAUGAGCUCGCGCGGGCUCUCGUACAACCCGGACAGGACGGAGAUGUAUGGGUCGAAUCUGGCACUGGAGGAUCUGGGCCUGGGCAAGGAGUUGUGGUAUGGAAGUAUCGUCAAGAGAGUGGAUAUUGUCAUUCAUGCGGCCUGGCCGGUGCACUUCAGUAGCAGCUUGAUUUCUUUCGAGGACAACAUCAAGGGUACCCGAAACUUGAUCGACCUGAUCGCCCAGACCUCGUCCGCCAAGCUAUACUUUUGCUCCUCUCUCGCUUCAGUCCUCAGCGGCUCGUCAUCCGGCCCAAUCACGGAGGACCGGACGGACGACCCGUCCACCGCUUCAGGGAUCGGAUACUCUCAGUCCAAGUGGACGACCGAGCAGGUCUGCCUGCGCGCCAAUGAGGCUCUAUCGGGGACGGGCACAGAAAAGGAGGGACGAGUGGGGAUCCUGCGUGUGGGGCAGUUGUGUGGGGAUAAGCAGAGUGGGAGGUGGAAUGAAAAGGAAGGGUGGCCUUUGAUGAUCCGGACGGCGGAGGAGGUCGGGUGUUUGCCACUGCUGGAUGAGAACCCGACGUGGCUACCGGUCGAUAUCGCCGCGAAAGCUAUUAUCGAUAUCAUCGCUACACCCAUCUCCCCCUCUCUGCCAAUCUACCAUAUCGUCCACCCUACACCAUUCGCCUGGACGUCCAUGCUCGACCACCUCGAAGCGGCGGGGCUGGAAUUUGCGCGCGUACCCCCUGCGGAAUGGGUGGAGAGGAUGGACCGGAGUGAGGAGGAUCUGGAGAAGAAUCCUAGUAGAGGGAUGUUGGAGAUGUGGCGGGGUGCCUACGGUCCGAACUCGAUAAAGACUGACGAUCGGGCUAUUGAGACUCGUCGAGCCCAAACGGCGUCACCGAGUCUGCGGCAAGUUGAGCCAAUUGGGGAAGAGCUGGUGAAGACUAUGGUGGCUGCCUGGCGUGAAUCUGGGUUCUUGAAGAAGCGGAAGUCUAGCGUAGAAGAAUAG
Molecule: messenger RNA, 3237 nt
Organism: Dioszegia hungarica
Lineage: Eukaryota; Fungi; Basidiomycota; Tremellomycetes; Tremellales; Bulleribasidiaceae
Exons: 14
Coding region: 1-3237 (1078 amino acids)
Molecular function (GO): phosphopantetheine binding
Source: RefSeq, a predicted model, not a curated record